Vigna angularis (adzuki bean) is the source of this 1831-nucleotide messenger RNA. Its product is annotated as pentatricopeptide repeat-containing protein At5g18390, mitochondrial. The transcript has 3 exons. Gene Ontology annotation, molecular function: protein binding. Bases 2 to 1381 code for a protein of 459 amino acids. The record is from RefSeq and is a predicted model, not a curated record. Lineage: Eukaryota; Viridiplantae; Streptophyta; Magnoliopsida; Fabales; Fabaceae. Gene Ontology annotation, biological process: RNA splicing.
CAUGAACAGGCUCUUGAGAAAUGCUGCAAACGCAAUGCUGAAGAGAUACGCAAAACUGAUCCUCACCACCUCGAAAACACUUAUCCUCAAUUUCCAUUCAUUCCCUAAAACCCUAACCACCGCGGCCUCACCCCGAGACGAGUACUUCGCGGUGAUUCACCACGUCUCCAACAUCGUGCGCCGCGACUUUUACCUGGAACGCACCCUCAACAAGCUCCGUAUCCACGUCACCCCGGAGCUAGUCUUUCGUGUUCUCCGCGCGUGCUCCACCGCCCCCACGCCCUCCCUCCGCUUCUUCAACUGGGCUCUAUCCCACCCUUCCUACACCCCCACCUCUCUCGAGUUCGAACAAAUCGUCACCACCCUCGCCCACGCCAACAAUUACCAAACCAUGUGGUCCCUCAUCCGUCAAGUCUCCCUCCUCCACCGUCUUUCCCUCUCCCCUGCCGCCGUCGCCACCCUCAUCGACGCCUACGGUCACCACCGCCACAUCGACCAGGCCGUCGAGGUCUUCAACAAGGCCGCCGUCCUCAACUGUCCCCAAACCCUCCCGCUCUACAACGCCCUUCUCAAAUCCCUCUGCCACAACCGCCUCUUUCACGGCGCCUACGCCCUCCUCCGCCGCAUGCUCCGCAAGGGCGUCCACCCCGACAAGACAACCUACUCUGUCCUCGUCAACGCCUGGUGCUCCUCCGGCAAACUCCGCGAGGCCAAGCUCUUCCUCAGGGAAAUGAGUGACAAGGGCUUCAACCCUCCCCUUCGUGGCCGCGACCUUCUCGUCGAAGGCCUGCUCAAUGCCGGUUACGUUGAAUCCGCCAAGGGAAUGGUCAGGAAGAUGAUCAAGGAAGGGAUCGUUCCCGACGUUGGAACUUUCAAUGCCGUGGUGGAGACAGUGUGCAAGGAAGACGUUCAAUUUUGCGUUGAUCUUUAUCACGAGGUUUGUGCUUUAGGGAUGGUUCCUGAUGUCAACACUUACAAGAUUCUCAUUCCCGCUGUUUCAAAAAGUGGCUCCAUUGAUGAGGCAUUUAGGUUGCUCAACAAUUUCGUUGAGGAUGGUAACCGUCCAUUUCCUAGCUUGUAUGCGCCUGUUAUUAAGGCUCUGUGUAGGAGAGGGCAGUUUGAUGAUGCUUUUUGUUUCUUUGGGGAUAUGAAGGCCAAGGCACAUCCCCCUAACCGCCCUCUCUAUACCAUGUUGAUUACCAUGUGCGGCCGUGCUGGGAAGUUUGUGGAGGCCGCUAACUACCUCUUUGAAAUGACUGAGAUGGGGUUGGUCCCCAUCUCGCGCUGUUUUGACAUGGUCACUGAUGGGUUGAAGAAUUCUGGCAAACAUGAUUUGGCUAGUAGAGUGCAACAGCUUGAAGUUUCUAUCCGUGGUGUUUGAUGCAUCAUGUAUUUGCCUCUACCAUUAUUACCCAUGCCCUGCCUCUCUCAAGCUCAAAAGUUCUCUAUACAUUGGAAUAUAGAAUAACGUACAUUACAUAACACAUUGUGAACCUUUGAAAACCUGAGCAAACCACGUUUGUGACGUGUAAGACGAGACAGACAGACGGAGCAAAGAGAAUGUUUUCAUUAUAAAUAUAUUACUAUCAUUUAGCACAUGAGUGUCCUGGGAAUAUCUCAGAAUGUAGCAUAUAGAGAAAGCCAUUCUUUAUCUCGGAUGCAUAACCAUUUUUUUCUCUAGUUCCAAUACCAUCAGGUUUCUCCCCAUAAAAGAGGAAUAAGAAAUGGACCAAAAGCUCUGAAACCUAUCCCUGUGAUUGUCCUAUGCAAGCAAGACUUUGUCUGUUUCGCCUUAUUGUUUGCCAUUAUUUGGUGUGUUUGCUAUUCCCUG